AAAUCAGUUGUGCAGCUCCUUGAAGAAAAGAGGAACAGCCAAAGUGACAGAAUCUCAAAACGAUGUUUCUGCUGUAUUUCCCCUUGCUUGCUGCAUUUUUCUGUGAAUGUGCUGCACAGAGAAACUGGUUUGCAAUAGAAGGCGAGGCUUUUGUUAUGGAGUGUCAACUCUCUUCUAUGACCUGGUAUCUUGGUGACACAAGCAUCUCUACAGACAAAGAAGCACGGAUGCAUUCUUCGGGACGCGAACUUUGGUUUCUGCCAGCUUUCACUAAGGACUCUGGAAAUUAUACGUGUGUUGACUCUGAGGAUGCUUUCACUGAGGUUGAUACUGUAACUAUAUAUCCACGAAGAGAAAGCAUUUGUUACCACGAGAAUAUGUUAUAUAGUGAAACUGUGGGAAGUCCUGGAUCAGGAAAAAUUUAUUGCCCGACUUUUGAUUACUAUAGGAACGCAUCUGCCCCCAAGUGGUACAAGGACUGUAAGGAACUCUAUGGAUCAAGAUACAGGACAGAGAAGAAGAUGCUUCUCAUUCAUGAUGCAAAUGUAAAGGACAUUGGAAAAUAUACUUGCCAGUUUACAUAUAGACAUGGUAACAGAACAUUUAAUGUAUCUGCAACAAGGGGUUUUAGAAUUGAUGAACUUUCUUUACGGAGACCAUUAACAGUUCAGUAUCCACAACCCAACGAGGUUAUAGAAGUCAAAAUUGGUUUUCCUAAGAACCUUUCCUGUAAGGCAAUUCUGGGUGAAGGAGCUGAUACAGUGGCCACCAGCUACUGGGAAAAUAAUGUUGGAAAAGAUCCCAAGCGUUUUGUUCGUUCCAGUCAUACGUGGAUGGAAGCUCUCAAAAAGCAGGUUACGGAGGCCAUAUUACAAAUCAAAGAAGUGCGGAAAGAGGACCUUGGUUUAAAUUUCACGUGCUACAUGGCCAAUGAUAUGGGAUACAAAAGAGUCAAUGUUACUUUGUGCGAAAGCCCAUCUACAGGUGAACUAUAAAUCCCAGCAACUACAACUCCCAAAUGACAAAAAUCAAUCAUCUCCACAAACCCACCAGUAUUCAAAUUUGGUUGUAUUAUUGGGUAUUUGUGCCCAAUUUGGUCCAGUGAAUGCAAAUACAUCCAUGAACAUUUUCAAUAUAUGCAAUAAAGAUAUCUCCAAAUUUAUAUGGCAAGGGAAGAAACCAAGAAUAAAGCGACUUAUCCUAAUUGAUGAAAAAGAGAGAGGUGGAUUUGGCCUUCCGAAUCUGAGAACAUACUAUGAAGCUUGCGGACUCAGUUGGAUAAAGGACUGGACUACUUUUUAAAAAAGGAAUAUGUUGACACUGGAGUGUGCUGAUUCAAGACGGGGUUGGCAUGCCUAUUUGUGGUAUGACAAAAUUAAGAUAGAAAAAAAUUUCAAUAACCAUUAUGUAAGAGCGAGAUUAAUCAAAAUAUGGGAAAGGUACAAAAAAAAAAAGACUAUACAACAGCACACCACUCUGGCUGUCACCCCUUGAAGCAUUCCACAGGAGAGAAUUAGGCUGGGAGACAUGGCCUACAUACAGAGAUGUUUUAAGGAAAGUGAGAGCAAAAUUUGAACUAAAAGAAGAAAAAGAAGUAAAAGAAAAUUUUACCAACUUAUUAUGGUUAAAUUAUAGACAAAUACUAGACUACUAUAAAACCGAUAAGGAACUAAACUUUGUAGACAGAGAUGGCUUCUGGGACAUUAUUAUGAAGACCAACAACAAAACAAUCACAAAAAUCUACAAAAAAUUAUUAGAAUGGGCAACAGAAACAUAACAGAUAAAAGAAUCCAUGAUUAAAUGGGCACAAAAUAUAGUUCAUCAAAUCCACUUAGAUCAAUGGGAGAAGAUUUGGAACCAAAAAAUGAAAUAUACCUACUCCUAUAACCUGAAAGAAAAUCUGUUAAAAAUGAUACAUAGAUGGUACAUUACACCGCAAAAGAUCUUGAAAUUCUACAAAAAUACUUCCAAUAAAUGUUGGAAAUGUGAGCUACAAAUAGGAUCCUUCUUUCACAUUUGGUGGUCGUGCCCACAUCGACAUACAAAAGAUCCUUGAAAUACGAUUGAAAAAGGAACCAGAGUUCUUUUUGCUGGGAAUGUUUGAUGUUGAAGGAGAUAAAAACAAAGACAUUAUUUUCAAUUAUUUAACCACCACAGCCAGAAUUGUAUAUGCUAAGAAAUGGAGACAAAAAGAAAUACCACAAAGAGAAAAAUGGCAAAGUAAAAUACUGGAAAUAAUGAAUAUGGAUGAAUUAACAUACUGGUUAUUGCCGA
Molecule: messenger RNA, 2274 nt
Organism: Anolis sagrei ordinatus
Lineage: Eukaryota; Metazoa; Chordata; Lepidosauria; Squamata; Anolidae
Source: RefSeq, a predicted model, not a curated record